Messenger RNA from Capsella rubella, 2361 nucleotides. RefSeq names its product folate synthesis bifunctional protein, mitochondrial. The record is from RefSeq and is a predicted model, not a curated record. The transcript has 3 exons. Gene Ontology annotation, biological process: tetrahydrofolate biosynthetic process. Lineage: Eukaryota; Viridiplantae; Streptophyta; Magnoliopsida; Brassicales; Brassicaceae. The coding region runs from base 173 to 1840 and encodes 555 amino acids. Gene Ontology annotation, molecular function: dihydropteroate synthase activity; 2-amino-4-hydroxy-6-hydroxymethyldihydropteridine diphosphokinase activity.
GUUGGUUUUGUUGGUUAUUGCAUUUGGGAUACACGAGUCGGGUCUAAUCCGAGCUAGAUUUUCGGAUCCAAGUUGGUACCCGUUUCACACCUUCAUCGUCUUCUUCAGUCAUCACUCAUCAGCACAAACAUUAGAUUGCAUCUCACUCUCUCUACUCUCUCUCUCUAAAAAAAUGGCGCGUUUAAUUUCACAAACCUUACUCCACACCGGGAGAUUCCUUCUCCGCCGCUUCUCGGAACCGCCUCCGGCGGUGAUCGUGGCUGUGGCUCCAAGUCGGGUCUGCUUGCAGCGAUACUAUUCGUCGAAAUCUCUAUCCUUCGUGUCUCCACUUGGUUCAUCCUGUUCCUCUUUAUUCAAUCCUCCAGCAUUACGUACCUCAGCUUUCUCAACCUCGGCAACAACUACUACAACUGUCGAAGUUCAAUCUACAGAGCAUGAAAUUGUAAUUGCUUUGGGAAGUAAUAUUGGAAACCGGAUGCAAAAUUUCAGAGAGGCUUUGCGCUUGAUGAAGCGUAGUGGCAUUUGCUUAACAAGGCAUAGUUGUUUGUACGAAACGGCUCCUGUUCAUGUGACUGACCAACCUAGGUUUCUCAAUGCUGCAGUGAGAGGUGUCACCAAGCUUGGACCUCAUGAGCUAUUGAGUGUUCUCAAGACAAUUGAGAGAGACAUGGGACGUGAGGAUGGUAUACGGUAUGGACCAAGACCACUUGACUUGGAUAUUUUGUUUUAUGGGAAGCUGAGAAUAUGUUCUGAUAAGCUAAUCAUACCCCAUGAGAGACUCUGGGAAAGGUCAUUUGUAAUGGCACCUUUGGUUGAUUUACUUGGAUCAGCUGUUGACAAUGAUACUGUUGCUCAUUGGCAUUCACUCGCGAUACAUCCCGGUGGAAUUUUCCAAGCGUGGGAGAGACUUGGUGGCGAAUCACUGAUUGGAAAAGAUGGUAUACAAAGGGUUUUCCCAAUAGGGGAUCAACUUUGGGAUUUUUCAAACAAGACUCAUGUAAUGGGUAUAAUUAAUAUUACCCCUGACAGUUUUAGUGAUGGAGGACGCUUUCAGUCGGUAGAUUCUGCAGUUUCUCAGGUUCGCUCUAUGGUUUCCGAGGGUGCAGAUAUAAUUGAUAUUGGAGCACAAUCCACACGACCAAUGGCUUCAAGAAUUUCUAGUCAAGAAGAGAUAGAUAGACUACUGCCAGUUUUAGAAGCUGUUCGUGGUAUGCCAGAGAUGGAGGGAAAGCUCAUAUCCGUGGACACUUUCAACUCUGAGGUUGCUUCAGAAGCAAUAAGCAAUGGAGCUGACAUUCUAAAUGAUGUAUCUGCGGGAACUUUAGACCCAAAUAUGCACAAGGUUGUGGCAGACUCUGGGGUUCCUUAUAUGGCCAUGCACAUGAGAGGAGAUCCAUGUACUAUGCAGAACAAAGAGAAUUUGCAAUACGGUGAUGUCUGCAAGGAUGUUGCUUCUGAACUCUACUUGAGAGUAAGAGAUGCAGAACUCUCUGGGAUUCCAGCUUGGAGGGUUAUGAUCGAUCCAGGGGUUGGGUUUUCCAAGAGUGUCGAUCAUAAUCUUGAUAUUAUUAUGAAUCUGCCAAAAAUCCGAGAAGAGAUGGCUAAGAGAAGUACAGCAGUGUCUCAUGCGCCUAUACUCAUAGGACCCUCAAGGAAGAGAUUUUUGGGAGAUAUAUGUGGGCGUCCUGAGGCCACUGACAGAGAUGCUGCAACUGUUGCUUCGGUUACUGCAGGAAUUUUAGGAGGUGCCAAUAUCAUUAGAGUUCAUAAUGUUAGACAGAAUGCAGAUGCAGCAAAAGUAUGCGAUGCAAUGCUGAGAAGAAGAAGAUCAAAAGGAUGAUUGACGGAUACAUAAUCAUAAAGCCUAAUCUAUGGAUCUGUUGCAGAUUGAUAUAGCAGUUUUGCUAGAUAAGAACAACAUGCCGAGUGAGGCAAUGUUUCUGCUGAUGUAGAAUAAAGCAAGAUCUUGGAUAUGAUAGGUGAUUGAUGAAACAAGCUAGGUAAAUCGCAUACAGACACGACUUCCAAUGUAUUAUCUCUUUCCAAAACACCGACAACUUGUAGAUGAGCAAUGGCAUAUUCAAUUUUCGUUCUUUGUCUUCUAGAGAUUCUACCUAGAAUAUGGCUCUGGAAGUCAACCUAAAUCUCCCUCUAGACGACUCAUCUGAACCUGGAGGCAAAGAACACUAAAGUUAUUUACUGUUGCCACAGGUAAAGACUCUGUUUCUAUCAACGGAAAAUCACACUGUCACUAUUUUACAUGGCUAUACAGUUGCGUAAUGAUGGAUCAUAAUUAAGACGAAGACAGGCCUGAUUGUGGCACUUCCCUUAAAAAAAUGUUUUUUUACUCAUUUUCUAGCA